AUGGAUUGUACAAACAAAAACUCGUCAAAAGAACAAAUCUCGUAUAGAAAUCAUCAAGUUGAAGAACAAGCGGGAGUAAGAAGUACUACCUCUGUUACUAGUAGUAAGGGAACAGUGAGAAGGUUUCUAGGUGUAAGACAAAGACCAUCAGGAAUAUGGGUUGCUGAAAUCAAAGACUCUUCACAAAAACUAAGACUUUGGUUAGGAACUUUUGAUACACCAGAAGAAGCAGCCAUGGCUUAUGACGAUGCUGCUCGCCUUCUUCGUGGAAGGGAUGCAAAAACAAAUUUUCCAUAUAAGGGUAUCAGUACCAAUAAGCAGAACACACAUCAUGAAGAUGAAGGGAAUAUUGGUCGUAGUCAUUUAACUGCCAAAAAUCCAAGGUUUUAUCAACUUCUUCGACGUCCUAUUUUGAAGAACCACGCGAAGUCGUUGUCCACGGGAGAGACCGCCAAGGAAGGUUCUAGGACGGUCGUGUAUGAUGAGAAGAGACCGAACGAAUUCGAUUCUUCGUUUAAAUAUAGCUCCGUCACUGAAGAAACUGUAGCCUGCUCACCUUCUAAUAUUGAUGUUGAUGGAGGAAAAGAUAAUACAUUAUCAGAAAUUAAAGAGACGCAAUCAGAAGCUAAUGAACAAUCUCUUGCAUUUUCUUCCGUGGUUGAUUAA
This is a messenger RNA of Papaver somniferum (opium poppy), 666 nucleotides long. Its product is annotated as ethylene-responsive transcription factor WIN1-like. Bases 1 to 666 code for a protein of 221 amino acids. The transcript is spliced from 2 exons. Gene Ontology annotation, molecular function: DNA-binding transcription factor activity; DNA binding. The record is from RefSeq and is a predicted model, not a curated record. NCBI's taxonomy places the organism in Eukaryota, Viridiplantae, Streptophyta, Magnoliopsida, Ranunculales, Papaveraceae. Gene Ontology annotation, biological process: regulation of DNA-templated transcription.